CGGAAAGAGUUCUUGCGCUGCGAUAUUCGCUUUUUAGUUGCAGCCGGCCUAUGGGAGUGACUGUUUUGCUAGGUCGGACUCAAAUACCAGCUGUCCCUAAUGCCAGCGAGUCGUGAGAGCAGCGACACCACAACCAAUUCUUCUUAUGCUAAGUCGUCUUGAACGCGCGCGAAAAUGGCUUACUCACCAACCGGUGCAACAACUGCGUAUCAAUCCGCAUGCUCAAGAACGAUACAAUCACUUGUGUACAAUCCAUGGAAGCAGUCCUACUUCUGACGACGUCGUAUCAAUUAAACGUACAAUCGGUACCGUGAGCACUGGUUCAAAGACAAUCAAUCGCUUCGAGCCAGCAUUGCUUUUCUUCCUUCGCAGACCGGCUGUCCAUUUCGAAGCAGGCGCUUUAUUAAUCGGAUGGACUCGCAUCCCUGACGGCUCCAGAAUGCAAGUCUGGUUCAGAGUCGCAAAGGAAGGCACGCUGUAUCCCUUGCCCAGUGGUCCGCCGGACUCGCGUUACUAUCCUGGCGAAGUCACUUGCGACGAGUGGCAUCCGGUCAUCGCCGACAUUAUCGACCCUGAGAAGUGCAUCUACCGCCUCUUGCAGUAUGCAUACCUGCACUCGUGUAUCAAACUUCUGGAAGCUAUGGUCCCUUCCACCUUCGAUCGAGAACCAAGGACAAGACCCCGACGACGCCACCACAGCGUCUACAAACGACACAGCCAUGAUCGACCUGACAGAUUCUGAUGACAAGAUUGCCAUCAAGCCAGAGCUAGAGCCAGGCCUGUCACAGGUUGCGCCCCAAGAGCAGGAUCCGUCUUCGCCAGUCGUCGCCCGUGACCCCGCAAUCUCGCCUGUUCACAUCAGUGAUAAUCAACAUCUGGCUGCGCAGCUCGAACAAAAGAUGCAGGCUUUCCGUAACAAGCUUGAAAGCAAGGAUGUCACAGAGCUACAAGAAAUAUCGGAGAAGCAGCCAGAGCUUCCAAAAUGGAUCAUGAAGCUCGUCGGCGAGGUGCUGCAGAAGAAGAUGCUUGAGGAUC
This is a messenger RNA of Aureobasidium pullulans EXF-150, 1035 nucleotides long. RefSeq lists its product as uncharacterized. The coding region runs from base 146 to 742 and encodes 198 amino acids. The transcript has 2 exons. The record is from RefSeq and is a predicted model, not a curated record. NCBI's taxonomy places the organism in Eukaryota, Fungi, Ascomycota, Dothideomycetes, Dothideales, Saccotheciaceae.